AUGAUCCCCCAUUCUUCCGGCCAACCGUGGGGCCCUUCUCUGCGAACGGUCAAUGGCCCCGGACGGCUUGAUAAUGCGAUGGGCUAUGGGCAUAGCGACAGGCCUAUGCAGCAACCGAGCCGUCCAACCGUCGUCGACCUGACCGCAGGCGGUUCCGAGUCGCAAGAUCGAGAACCACCCCCCAAACGACCGAGAUUGGAGGUGCCAGGUGGAGCAAAUGCGACGGACACUGGGGCUCCUGCGAACACCGAGGCAAGGAGCACUCCCGGAAGUGCAACCUCACGACCUACGGUGUCGUGGCGCGGCCGGCCGCUCUGGUCCUUUCAAGCCGUCGUGUCGGAACUUCCGAACAGCGAGAACCGAGGCGAUGUCGCUGGUUCAAAGCCUUCAUCACCGCCGCCGUUACCUGCUCAGCCAUGGAAGACUCCCGCUGUCGAGCCGCCGGCCACCAACGUUGUGAAGUCAAGGGAAAGCUCACCCGUCGGCGCUGUACAGACGACCCCAUAUCGCAUUGAGAUCCCGUCCGCUGCCCCGAUAUACCACAACGAAAAACCCGCCGAUUUCACCCCAUGGACCGGGAACCAUCCCGAGGACAUCCUCAAUGAACAAACCGCGAAACAAGGCUAUUACGACCGGACCCAAGUCUCCCAGAAUGAGUCAAACACCGCCAGACCAGCUCUUUACGCGCAGUUGAAACACCGGACAGGCUUGCAGAUGCUCUCGUCGGUCUUUGCCGCCGCAUUAGAGAAACGGCAAACCCACAACUCCGUCGACAGAGAAUCGUCCUUUAAGCCACCUCCUCGAGUAACUCUCACCGAUAACAAGCGCGAAGUCUGGCUGCGUGAGCUCGCCAACCCGACUGUUCCCUUACGAAAGCUAAGCCGAACCAUUCCUCACGGUAUCCGCGGCAGGCUUCUUCUAGAUCAUUGUAUCACUAAAUGGAUACCUGUCGCACGCGCUGUCUGGCUCGCCAAAUGUGUCGGUGCCAAUGAGAUUCGCGCCUUCAAGCGCAAAGGCACGAACGGCGCGCUGGCUGUUGGUUUGGAGGCGAAAUGGGUUCGCGAGUGGACGACAAAUGUUCAGCAGUUUGUCGAGGCUACAUUCAGCGCGCCCAAAUCUUCGGACUGGAAAGCCAAGAUGACCUACGCCGUCGGAUUGACGGCUCGUCUGUUUUUCGAAAACCUGCUCGAUCAUGAUCACUUCCUCGAGUGGUUUUUAACUUGCUUUGAGACCGCCUCACUCGGUACAAUUCCCGUCUGGUUGUUGAUGCUUGGCGUUUAUUGGAAGAGUAUAUUGCGAUAUCGACGGAGAGGGCGACGAUUGGCUGAGUUAUUACUCGAAAAGCUGCGUCAGGCAACGGAAGCAAAACUUGCUCCCCUUCAACCUCUCAUCGAUCGACUUGGUCACUUCAUUCAACGUCUCAUUCGUGACCAUACAUCCUCAAUGAUCCUCCCGAACACUUGGGAGACGUAUAAAACACAAGUGGCAUCAGUGCUUGACCUAGAAAAUGCAUUUGAAAAAGCCCUGUUUCAAAACCUCGCCGAACGCAAUGCACGUGUGCAGCGGCCAAAUCAUUCCAAACAGACCGAUACUCGCUCGCCACAUCAACGCAUCAUCCGACUCCUCGACUCGAUCCGCUCCGCUCACGACAUCUCCUCCAUCUCCUCCUGCUUCGACACUUUUGAAGACAAGGCUGUCUUGGUCUCCAAGUUGCUAGAAUGGCUAUCCACGCCCUUCCGCCAUGGCCUCUGCCGCAUAUACAUCGGUGCUCGCCUUCUUCGAAAGUGGAAAUUAGCUGGCGUGGACAUAGACAGCCACAUCCUCGCUUUUCUCUCGCGUGGACAGAACAACCAAAAGUUGAACAUGGACCAGAUUUAUCACGUUAUCUCUGAGCUUGUCAGGUCACAGACAUUCUCAGUUGGUCGCUAUCUUCAGUGGCUUAUGGCGAAAGGUGUUACCAAUAGUCCUUCAACCAAAGAUCAUAAUGUGAAGAACUUACCAAUCGACAUUGGACUGAUUGCGCAACUUCCCGUUGGCCGUCUACCAGAACAUGUUGCGAAUUUGCGUAACACUCUGCUAACACGGACUGGGCUAUCUGUUUCUGAAGAACCCGCAGUCAUUGAUAAUGUGAAAGAUAUCAUCAGCCAGCGUCUACCGGCAAUCUUUGGUGGCAGUGCACAUGCGACAAUGGAACUGGACUCAUUACCGCCGAACCUGACAUGGGCCGUCAAGGCGGAAAUUGGUCAGUGGCUACGCCGUGCCAUUGCUCAACACAGCCGCAAUGCAACAGAAUCGUCGACCACUGGAGUAUUCGCCGCUGGUGUCCUUCCCGUGGUAUCCGCGCUGACCCCAAUCGAGUUCUAUACCGUUCGCGACAUUCUAGAAUCGUUUGGUGAUAUCUCAAUGCUAGCCGACGUAUUGAAUUUCGCAUCAAGCUGCACUGAUGGCACUGUCCUCGCAUCAGUAGCAGAUACCACGAAUUGCCAUUUCGACUCUCUUUGCGUGAUUGGCGCUACGACCGAUCUAUUCCGACGACUCAUUGAUGCCUACGCGGGUAUCAAGAAGUUCGGCAUGCCAAGCCUUGAUCUGAUAUUCUCCCUGAUAGAACUUGGCUUGCGUAUCCCGAGUGAGCUAAAUACUGUUGCAAUCCUUCGGCAGGAUUUGUCCCGCAUGGAGAACAAAUCGAUCAUGGCUGCCUACUCCCCUGUCUCUGACCACAUCCCCGACAACUUCGGUGACACUGAUCCUUUUCUUCGGGAGAAAUUGGAUCAGAUCUUACUGACAGGAAACGUUAUGGAUGAGCCCACGUUGGACGCGAUAUUCAGCGCAUUGACAAAACAUCUGGAGGCCGAGGAGGGUCACUCGAAACUGUCAGCAAACGAUACAUGUCGUUACCUGGCCCAGCUGAGGUCUUUCCAUCCCAAACACUUCGAUGUCAUUCUCGCCCGCUGGGUCUGUGGUCAUCUGCGAUCGCCCGACCGGACUACUUUGCUACGGAUUCUGCCGCCGCUCAUCGGUGUCGGAUGCGUUACCAUUCGAGCAUUCCUGGCCCUUGCUAAGAGACUUACUCUGUCUACACCAACGACUAUUCCCAAUACGGCUCACUUGCCAGCAGACCUUGUCCAGCUUCUCUUGCCUUCCACGAAAGAGAGCAGACGGUUUGAUCUGGUCUCCUAUCGGUUCCAGCUCGCACAACAGGAAUUCCUCACCAAGAAUACCGAGGAAGCGCUCAAGAUUGUUUGCGAUGCGGCGGCUUCAGCCAAUUCUGGCGAUGCUCCAGCCAAGUACGAUAAUCUGGAGAACUCGAUGGUCAUGUUACUGCGUGAUCUUCUUGUGAGAAAGCCUGAUUGUGUAGCGCAGAAGUGCAUGCAAAAGCUCGCUGAGCAGUAUCCAGCCGCUUUGGUUAUUGUCCAGAAAGCCCUUGAUCUCCUUUUGGGUGUUGAUUCAUAUUCGGCUGGGAAAUCGGUUCUUUCCGAGAUCCAGAAGCUGGCUAGUAUGACGGACGACUUUUCGCUUCCAUUCUGCCAGCUAAAGCUGCAAGUUCUAUUCCAUGCAGACACAGGAACUGAAGAUCGCAACAGUAUUGUCGAUGCCAUGUUCAAGACGGCUGUGGCAGAUUGCCGCGCCCACAGGCUUCACUGGGUUGAUCUCGUUGCAUUGAUGAGCCCCGAUGCAGUUCGACAAAUUCGUGAGCGCGCCGAAAAGGAGUUUUUCUCUAUUCCACUCUUUGAAGACCUGACCAGCGAUAACUCUGAUCAGCCUGACAACCUGGGACCAUUGGAAGCAGCCAAGCUCCAUCUCACCAUUAUCGAAGAACUCGCAGGCAGUGUGCCCGAAUCCGGAACCUCGUCUGUCGGCCCAGUUCUGGUGGAAAAGAUGGACGCACUCUUGCACAAGAUCAUUACAAUGCACAGUACACUCGCCAACACCCAAAGCACAGCCAAUCAAACCCGCACAAAAUUCGAACGCGGCCUCGCAUUCUGGUUCUCAGCAUUGCUUCGUAUGGUCGUGAUCCACCGCUCCGCCUUCAUCAACCAGCCCCAAACCCUGAAGCCCAAUCCUCCCCAUGAUCAACUCCGCCUCCUCAUCUCGAUCUUCUGCAUCGCCCUCUCCCGCCUCCCAGGAAAUGUGCUCCGCCUCUACCCAGCGGCGGACUACUUCCCUCAUCCAACAUCCACACCGGAAGAUUACCGUCCCUGCCCCGGAAUUCUUCUCCAAACCCACGCCCUCGACGUAGCAGCCUCCCUCAUCGAUAUCUUCCCCGAUGAAGUCCGCUUCCAAUGCGCCCGCUUCCUCAAAGAGAAAUGUCCCUCAUUCGUGCCAUUUCAGAAUGAUUCCCGCUUUCUAUACCUCCUAGGACCAACGCCUGAUCAGACCUCGGUCAAUCCACAGCAAACCUCAGUCCCGUCACCGGCGGCGUCAACAUCGACACCUGCCCAAACGCCUGCGCCUGUAUCUGCUGUUGCUGUAUCUGCUGCGCAGCAGUCUGCCCUUGCGGCGUCUAGUGCGUAUUCUGAUGAUAUGAACUGCAUCGCGAACCGGUUGCGUCUUCAAUAUCGGGGCAGAGUCGUUGGGCCUUAUCCUGUGAGGCCUUGGGAGCUCCUUGAGGAUGCGGCGCCGUUCAGGAGUAUGAAUGAUACGUCUGUCAACUUGGGCUACUUCGAUGCUAGGCGCGUGAGAGCUUGA
Messenger RNA from Penicillium antarcticum, 4686 nucleotides. RefSeq names its product mediator of RNA polymerase II transcription subunit 12. The transcript is spliced from 4 exons. Bases 1 to 4686 code for a protein of 1561 amino acids. Gene Ontology annotation, cellular component: mediator complex. The record is from RefSeq and is a predicted model, not a curated record. Gene Ontology annotation, biological process: regulation of transcription by RNA polymerase II. Gene Ontology annotation, molecular function: transcription coregulator activity. NCBI's taxonomy places the organism in Eukaryota, Fungi, Ascomycota, Eurotiomycetes, Eurotiales, Aspergillaceae.